CCCUCCCCUCUUCCUCUCGCGUUGGUUCCGCCCGGAGAGCCUUCGUCCCUGCUGCUGCCGCCGCCGGUCCCUGCUGCCGCUCGCGCCCGUCUUCGCUCCGGGGCCGCUCGGGCGUUUUCUCUCUGCCUUAAAGUCGGGUGUCUUUUAUGAAUAAUCAAAAGCCGCAGAAGCCGACGCUAUCAGGCCAGCGUUUUAAAACCAGAAAAAGAGAUGAAAAAGAGAGGUUUGACCCUACUCAGUUCCAGGACUGUAUUAUUCAAGGUUUAAGCGAAACCGGCACUGACUUGGAGGCAGUAGCAAAGUUUCUUGAUGCUUCUGGUGCAAAACUUGACUAUCGCCGCUAUGCAGAAACGCUUUUUGACAUCCUGGUGGCUGGUGGAAUGCUGGCCCCAGGUGGUACCCUGGCAGAUGACAUGACACGCACAAACGUCUGUGUAUUUGCAGCACAGGAAGACCUAGAAACCAUGCAAGCAUUUGCUCAGGUUUUUAACAAGCUAAUCAGGCGUUACAAGUACCUGGAGAAAGGCUUUGAAGAUGAAGUCAAAAAGUUGCUGCUGUUCCUGAAAGGGUUCUCCGAGUCUGAGCGGAACAAGCUGGCCAUGUUGACGGGUAUCCUGCUCGCCAACGGGACACUGAACGCAUCGAUUCUCAACAGUCUGUACAACGAGAACUUGGUUAAAGAAGGCGUUUCUGCAGCUUUUGCAGUCAAGCUGUUCAAAUCAUGGAUAAACGAGAAAGAUAUUAAUGCAGUGGCUGUCAGUCUUCGUAAAGUAAACAUGGAUAACAGGCUGAUGGAACUCUUCCCAGCCAACAAACAGAGUGUUGAACACUUCUCCAAGUACUUCACUGAAGCAGGACUGAAGGAACUUUCUGAGUAUGUUCGGAACCAGCAAAGCAUAGGAGCUCGGAAGGAGCUGCAGAAGGAACUUCAGGAGCAGAUGUCACGGGGAGAUCCGUUCAAGGAUAUAAUCUUGUACGUGAAGGAGGAGAUGAAGAAAAACAACAUCUCGGAGCAGACCGUGGUAGCCAUAAUCUGGUCAAGUGUCAUGAGCACAGUGGAAUGGAACAAAAAGGAGGAGCUGGUCGCAGAGCAAGCCAUUAAGCACUUGAAGCAAUACAGCCCUCUACUUGCUGCCUUUACUACCCAAGGUCAGUCAGAGCUGACUCUUCUGUUGAAGAUUCAAGAGUAUUGUUAUGACAACAUUCACUUCAUGAAGGCCUUCCAGAAAAUAGUGGUGCUCUUCUACAAAGCUGAAGUUCUGAGUGAAGAACCCAUCCUCAAGUGGUACAAGGAUGCGCAUCUUGCAAAAGGAAAGAGUGUUUUUCUGGAGCAAAUGAAAAAGUUUGUUGAAUGGCUCAAGAAUGCUGAAGAAGAGUCGGAGUCUGAAGCUGAAGAGGGUGACUGACCUGUGAAACUGUCCUCAGUAAAGCAAACAGGAGCUGUACAUAUGUGUCAUGUCUCAUGUGUCCUUCUGAUUCUUACAUCCUACCUCCCUGUAUCAAGCAUGAUAUAAGGGCUCUCAUGGCAAUUUAUUUUAACUGUUUUCUAUAGUUAUUGGAAUACUGGGUUUAGUUUUUAAAACCAUGUUUUAAGUAGCUUACAGGAGCUAUUAUAGAUUUGACUCUAACCUGCAUUUGUCCUUUCAGUUAUAUUCUACCUCCUGUAUUUUCUACUGUAAUAAUGUAAUUUAAGGCCUUCCACAAUGAAAUCCAUUUUACCCCUUGGGUUUUCUAUCUCUAUUUGAGUAGACAUGAUACGGUGAAUGGCAGUUCCGUUUGCAAAUUAAACUGUAAAAAGUCUCCAAAGUGAAGAGGCCAUGGCUUGUGUCGUAACUUGGUGUUUCACUUCCGUCCCUGCCACUUGCUCCACGUAACCCCAUUCAUCGGUGGUUGUCUGUCUCCCCGAGGACUUAAUUAAUUGUCUCUUUACUUCCAGCAUAAAGCAAUCCUCUAUCCCAGCUGCUGGGCGAGGUGGCUGCCCCACUCCUGGGAGCUCAGUGUCCUACUGGAGAGAAGCUGUUCUGGUGGCACUGAAGAGUAACUGGUGGGGCAGGAGGAGUGGCACCUCUGAGCCCGCUGGCUGUCCCAGCUGGUGGCCCCUGCCCCUGCUCUGCAGUCAGGGGUCACUGGUGGGGGGUCUCUCACGGACGAGAGGUCCCGCUGCUCAGGUGAGGUGGAAAAACCCUCCCCUCUCCCUCUGACGCUGCGGGGUUAUUUUAUGCUGGCAGUUGGCGUGUCAAACCAAACAGCUCGUCUGCUCCCUGAAACUUGGAAUUCCUGAUGGAAAUUCUCAGGACAGCUUGUAAUUCAAGAAAGAUUGGGUAAGAGUGAAGUCUAUAUAGUUGUAAGCUAAUAAUGAACAUUAACUGAAAUACUGGUAACCAGAGUACACCUACUAAAAUGUAAAAAGAAAAAUUUAAAUGGGUGAUCACAAUGCCAUCUGUUCGAUACUACAGUCAUCUUCCUUACUUUGUAACUUUUUUUUUAAACAAAUAAAGGCCAUCCUUACACUUAA
Calidris pugnax (ruff) is the source of this 2515-nucleotide messenger RNA. RefSeq names its product basic leucine zipper and W2 domains 1 (gene BZW1). Gene Ontology annotation, molecular function: protein binding. The record is from RefSeq and is a predicted model, not a curated record. Bases 147 to 1406 code for a protein of 419 amino acids. Gene Ontology annotation, cellular component: membrane; cytoplasm. Lineage: Eukaryota; Metazoa; Chordata; Aves; Charadriiformes; Scolopacidae. The transcript is spliced from 12 exons.